This is a messenger RNA of Branchiostoma belcheri (Belcher's lancelet), 3559 nucleotides long. RefSeq names its product integrin beta-1-A-like. Lineage: Eukaryota; Metazoa; Chordata; Leptocardii; Amphioxiformes; Branchiostomatidae. Gene Ontology annotation, cellular component: focal adhesion; integrin complex; cell surface. The transcript has 21 exons. The record is from RefSeq and is a predicted model, not a curated record. The coding region runs from base 365 to 2785 and encodes 806 amino acids. Gene Ontology annotation, biological process: cell migration; integrin-mediated signaling pathway; cell adhesion mediated by integrin. Gene Ontology annotation, molecular function: integrin binding.
CGCCAGUUUCCUGCCCCAAGGCCAUAUCAAGAUAUGCAUUGACAGGCAGCCGGCAUUGUUUGGCCACACAAAGCAAAAACAUGGGCUCAUCCUCGGGGUUUUCGAGCUAAUCACGCGAUCUAUUCAUCGUACCCUCCGCCACGGAGAAGCCACAUUUGAAGCCUCCUGUGUCGGUUGGGACGACCUUAAGGGUCAUCAGAGAGUAACAUCACGGCGCAUGUGCCACACCUCACACCUGCACUGUCUGGUCCCAGGACGAUGUGUUCAUCUCCUAUGUUCUAAGACUAAGAGGUGUUCCAGUUUUAUCCUGCGGUAGGCAGGGGUUUGUGCCGGUGAGAUCCGUCUUACUUGCUGCAGAGACAACAUGCCCAGCAAAAGAGAAUCUGGCUCUGGUCGCUUGGGUAUAUUGCUGUGCCUUCUCGUCUUGGCAUCAUUGGGGAAAAGUGAUCAAGAAUGCUCCGCUCCAACAUGCGCCGACUGUCUCCGCCAAGGUCCGACAUGCGGGUGGUGUGCGGAGGAGGGUUACCAAGGACCACGCUGUGACCUCGUCACUACACAUAAGAAGAACGCUUGUCUGUCAACCAAGAUACAGAAUCCAACCACAGAGGGACCAACAAAAACCAAGGAUCUGCCCCUGAGCUCAACAGCACAAAGUGGAGACAACAUUAUCCAGGUCAGGCCACAGGAGGUCGGCUUAAAAAUGAGGAAAGGUGACACUGCUCAGCUGACCAUGCAGGUUCGGCAGGUGGAAGACUACCCCCUGGACCUGUACUAUCUCAUGGACAUGUCAUUCAGUAUGAAAGACGAUGUUUCCAAACUGGUCGACAUUAACUCAGAACUAAUUCGUGAGAUGAAGAGUCUAACAAACAACUUCCGUGUUGGCCUGGGCAUAUUCUUAGACAAGACUGUGCUGCCAAUGGUGAACACUAACAAGGAUCGCCUACAAGACCCCUGUCCCAACCCAGCCACACAGUGUGCUCCAGUUUUCGGUUUCCGCCAUCUUCUGGACCUGACCGAUGAUGCAGACGCCUUGAGAAGAACGCUGCCAAACCCUGAGGACGUUUCUGCUAACAGAGACGUCACCGAGGGAGGCCUUGAGGCCCUUCUCCAGGUUGCCAUAUGCAAAGAAAAGAUUGGCUGGCGUGACAAGGCCACCAAAAUGGUGCUGUAUGCCUCUGAUGAGGGCUUCAAAAUGGCAGGUGAUGGGAGACUGGCUGCCAUCUUACCCCCGAAUGAUGGGGCGUGCCAUUUGAGUUCAGUAAAUCGAGAGUACACGGCACUGAACAACCAGGACUAUCCAUCAGUGGGACAACUUGUCAGGGUUUUGAGGGAACAGAAAAUUCAACCCAUUUUUGCCGUUACUGAGUUUCAGGCAAAAAAUCAACUCAAGGUGUACAAGCAACUGUCAAACCAAUUCGACAAGGCACGCUCAGCAGAGCUAGCUGAUGACUCGUCCAAUAUUGUGGACCUGGUUACAAAUGCAUACAAGGAAUUGAGGUCGGAAGUGAAGCUGCAGCCUGUCAACCUCCCACCGGAAGUUGACAUCACUAUAACACCUGUGUGUCCAAGUGGGACCGUAGAGGGGGAAAACUCAUGCAUGGACCUUCAAGUUGGAGACACAGCAGAGUUUGCCAUCGACGUGAAAGUCAAAGACUGUCCAAGACAGGGCCAAAGCAACCUUGCCACAUUUAGUCUGGACCCAGUGGGCUUUGGUGAUGAACUCAAGGUCAACUUGGAAUUCCUCUGUAGCUGUGAGUGUGAGGCAUUGGCGGUGCAGGCAAGCCCCAAAUGUUCCUCUGGAAACGGCACCCUGCAGUGUGGCAUCUGUGUGUGUGACCAGGGCAGAUAUGGUUCAAAGUGUGAGUGUAGCGCUGACUCGAUAGAAGGUGCUGUGGACGUGACUGCAAGCUGCAAGGCAAACAACAGCAACACGCUGUGCUCCGGGCGGGGCGUGUGCAUCUGUGGACAGUGUUCCUGUAGCGACAGGCCGGACCCUAAUGAGGAGGUGUACGGACAAUUCUGCGAGUGUGAUAACUUCUCUUGUGACCGCUACCAGGGGAUGGUUUGUGGAGGUCCGGAUCGAGGUACGUGUGAGUGUGGCACGUGUCGCUGUAAUGACGGCUGGAGUGGAAAUGCCUGUCAGUGCUCCAAACGGGAGGACACGUGUAAGGCAGCGGAUGGGCGAAUAUGUAACGGCCAGGGCAAAUGUGUCUGUGGGAGGUGCGAAUGUUACAAGAGCAGUCCGUACUCCGGCCCAACCUGUGAAACUUGUCCGGCUUGUCCUGGGCAGUGUGCCCUCAACAAGGAUUGUGUGCAGUGCCAAGCGUUCCAGUCAGGAGCGCUGUCACCCCCAGAAUGCCAACGGAGAUGUAACUUUAAUUCCACAAUAGUCGAUACUUUCCCCGAGAGCAGCCCAAUUCCCCAAGAGACAUGCCGUUUUAUUGACGACGACGAUGGCUGCUUUUUCACCUUCAAGUACGGGAGGGGAGAAGACAACAUGUUGGUGGUUACAGUACAGAGAGACAAAGAAUGUCCACAAGGUGCUCCUAUCAUUCCCAUUGUGCUGGGCAUCGUGGGGGGCAUCGUUCUGAUUGGUCUGAUCCUUGUCAUCAUCUGGCGUGUGGCGAUCCACAUAUACGACACAAAAGCGUUUAUGGAGUUUGAGAAGGAAAGACAAAAAGUGCAAUUCACUACAGAUGUGAAUCCUCUCUACGUAACCAACACCACCAAGUUCAUCAACCCAACCUUCCACCAGGCACAGCCUGCUCAUGAGGAAUAUGACUGAUGGGAUGGACUUAAUUUUGUGAAGUGCCACCUAGUGACAAGAGUAGGAAGCGUCGGAUCGCUUAUCUUCUUUCCAUACAUCCAUUUUGUCGGACAAUAGUAACUUUAAACAGAUGGAAAUAAUGUGGACUAGAUAGCACUAAUGUUCUUUUUUGUAUUCUACCAAACUGAUUAUUAGCAUAAAGUAAACUCUGUACCAUAUAACCAACCUGUUAUAUAUUGAACAUAAUGACCAUCCUAGAAGACUUUUCGUUGGCUAAUUUAUUACAAUUGCAGUAUGUUUGUUUUAUAUGUAACAUUAGAGUGACAGUGCCAUCUGGUGAAGUGGUGCCAAAAGCUUGUGUUACCACUACUGCUUCCUAUGAGUGUGAUAUGGGAUGCUGCUGGUCAUUUCAGCCUGUUCGGCCAGGACAAGGCUACGGUUCAGGUCACAACAGAAGUCAUUUGUAAUGAGUCAUAGAUAUGAUUAAAGUAACAGCUUUGUAGCACGUAUAUGUAGAACAAAGAUUUAGCUGUGUUAAUGAGAUAUGACAAUUAACUGUUUCUGUGCUGUCUGCAUUUAACCAAGUUCAUUUUAGAUUCUAUACGGAUAGAUGUAUAAUGUUAUCUCUCUCUUUGGUUAUACAUACUAACGUUAGCAUUAUGUUUAUCAUCUAACUCAUAAGUAGUGCCGAUGUUACUGUUUUUUUUAUUUUGUCAUUUUUUCAAUGUGUCACUUUUUAGUACUAUUAUUUACAGAAGUCAAAUCAUUCAGAAAUAAAUAAAAUGAAAGUUU